UGCUUCACGACUUUCACGUUAAAAUGACUCGUUUGAUAUCCUUGAACCUUGAUUCCUCAUUCCUCAUUUCCGUAGUCAGCAAUUCGGCUAAUUUCGGCAUAAACCUGAAACCAUCAUACAUUCAUACGCCAUACGGCAUACUAUCUCAAUUUGUGGUCUGUGCCAUGUGGCUACUGGCUUGGAUCAUAAUAUAGUUAUAUUAUUCUGUGAUAGUAGUAAUGAGUAAUAUUAGUAUAUUAUAGCUACUUAAACAUUUAAUAGUUCAGUAUUUAUGAUUUAAGAUGUUAAGCUCGCUAAGUCACAAACAAUUUAACGCUUUAAAUUCAAAUUUUGCUCAAUCUUUAUUAUAUUAAAAACCACUAAAAAAUAAAUUAUAUUUAACUAUCAAAUUGUGGUAUGCAGUACCAGUACAUGUUGGUUACAAACUACUAUUUACAUUACAAUGGAUGCUGACAAGUAAAUCAAAACCCAAAGUACCUAAAUGAUAUUUAUAGGUUCACCACACAAACUGAUCAGUGAGAGCAGCUUAAAGUGUAACGUAGAAGAUGUCAAUCAACUACUGUCCAUCAAAAAACAUUUAUUAGAACAGCCACGUAUUGAAAAAUGUGCAUCUUUAGCUGAAGCUGAAUGGAAUGACGAUUUAAAAUUAGCAAAACUAACAAAAAUUACAAAAAAUCUUACCAAAAAUUUUUCACAUUCAUUGAAUAAGUCAUUGUAUUUAUACCCAGAAGAAUGCUUAUGCUUGUUAGAAAUGAAAUGUUUGUUAUUAAAAUGGAAUGGAAGAAAACUGUCAAUUAAAAAUGCGUUUUCCUUAUUGUUGGCUGCAGGAAGUGGUUGUACGUUUGAAUUAUGUAGAACCUAUGGUUAUUUGGUUAAAUUAGGAUUUCGAGUAUUUAAACAUGACGACAAGCUAAAAAAUAAUGCGUAUGAUUCUAAAGAUGUAUUAAAACAUCCAGAUCUAUCAAUUAAAAAAAAAAAAAAAAGGAAUGCAAAUUAUAGGUCUAUGCAGACUGAAGAAUCUUCUAAAGUUUUCAAUAAAAUACUCUCUCCUAAACUCAAAACUCAUUGUGAGAUUAUAUAUGCUCCACAAUCGCAAUAUGUGCCACAAAAUGUACAACCUUUUUAUGAUGUUUACUCAUACAAUCUUGCUGUGAUUUCUGGGAGUGUUAAAUUAAUUGAUUUAAAAAGUUUUGAAAAACAAACCAGCUUAGAAAAUCUGAAAAAAGAAAGCUUAGUGCCCAAAUUACAACCUAUUAGAAUAUAUCCUGUCUAUGAGAAAAAUAUUCCUCCAACUAUAAAGUCUGUUGAAAAAAAUAUUUAUGAGCCUAGAGUUAAAAAAUUGAAAUUUACAGAAAUUAAAAAUAUUCACUCACUUGAUACGUUGAAUAUGACAGCUUCCACUUCAAUUUAUGAUAAAAACAUGAGCGUGUUAAGUGGUACUACUAAUUUGACCAAAAUUCAAGAGAAUAAAUGUGAAGAUUCCAAAAAUAACAAAAUUAUGGGAAUUAAUUCUUCAUUCAGCUUGAGUACUGGAAAUAACUUUUCUACAUCUAAUAACGAAAUUAGUUUUACUAAUAAAUUUCUUGAUGUUGAAAACAAUGAAAAAAAUCAAAAUAUUAAUGAUGAAUUUGAAAUACAAAAUUCAAAUUUUAGUAAAACAGAAAAAAAUGAAUCUGACAGCAAAGUACCAGAAUCUACACUAUCUGAUACUAUUCCUGAAGAAAAACUGCUAAAUAUGCAUUUAAAUCUACCAAGUAACAUUAGGCAUAAACUAUUGGCAAUAAAACCAUCAACUCUUCAUAACAAGUCAACAAAAUAUACCAAUAGUAAACACUCCAUACAUUAUGAUGUUUACUAUCCAGAUAAUGAUGUUCCAAAAACAUUAAGACCUCCACCAGACUUUAGAGUCAUUGUUUUCGAAGAUGAUUUGGAACGCUUUCCAAAUAUAUACGACAUCAAUAUUUCAAAUCCUAAUGACAAUAUUCCUACAUUAUGGGCCAUUGUAAAUUCUAGUUCUGUUUCAUUUUUCAGUSUAGAUAGUAUAAUUCUGCCAAAAACUACAGACUGGGAUAAAAAAGGUGAUUGAUUUGAAUUCCAUUGUUUUCUGAUUUGUUUUAUUAUGUUACUAACAUAUGUUUAAUGUUUAUCAUAUGAAAUAUUAUUUCGUACCCAUAAAUUAUGUAACUGUACCAUUUUUUUUAUAUAUAAAUGAGUUGGUAAUUUAAGUUCUAAGGCUGUGUUUUGAUAUUUAAUAUUAC
Diuraphis noxia (Russian wheat aphid) is the source of this 2258-nucleotide messenger RNA. It is a transcript of the gene Tsen54, whose product is annotated as tRNA splicing endonuclease subunit 54. Gene Ontology annotation, cellular component: tRNA-intron endonuclease complex. Gene Ontology annotation, biological process: tRNA-type intron splice site recognition and cleavage. Lineage: Eukaryota; Metazoa; Arthropoda; Insecta; Hemiptera; Aphididae. The record is from RefSeq and is a predicted model, not a curated record.